AAAGAAAAGAAAAGUGAAAAUCUAUUCCUCCGUCGGCAAAUUGGCAUCUCCCUUCUCCUCAAAUCCCUUCUCUCAGCCGGAUUGCUCAUUCUCUCUCUUUCUACGUGCUCUGGAUUCUCUGGCAACCCUAACCCUAGAAAGGCUUUCAUUUUCCUCCUUAGAUCCCAUCCAAGCACAACUAGGGUAAAAUGUCCAAGCCCUGGGGCGGAGUCGGCGCAUGGGCUCUCGAGGCGGAGCGCGCCGAGGCCGAGGAGCGCGAGCGUGCUGAUUCUACGGUCUACGAAUCCUUCCCAGGCGGCCCUACCCUCCUUGCUGGACAGCCAGUCCAGAGCUUCCCUAGCCUCAAAGAAGCCGUCACAAAGCCGAGGAAGAAGAAGGGCGUUUCCAUUCCACUUUCCGAUUUCAACACAGGCAACUACGUCGGCCCCGGAGGCGCUCGUCGAGAGUCUUCCUUCGAGCCCAAGGGACUCACUACCGAUGAGAUGAUACGCCUCCCGACUGGUCCUCGGGAGCGCACAGCCGAGGAACUUGAGCAGUCCCGCCUUGGUGGAGGCUUCCGCUCAUAUGGAUACGGCCUUGGCGGUGGUUCUUCCCGUCGCCGGUCGGAGUUUGGCAUGGAUGACGAGCCAAGGAGGGGCGCGUCAAUUCCUAGGGGCACUGAUUCUGAUCUACCCUCGAGGGCCGAUGAGGCGGAUAACUGGGCCACUGCGAAGAAAUUUACGCCGACUAUGGAUUCCGGUCGGCAAGAGCGCUAUGGAUCCCUUGGGAGCGGAGGAUCAUCUAAGGCUGAUGAGGUUGAUGAUUGGUCGUUGGGAAAGAAAUCGACUGCCCCUCCUCAUUCAAGGAAUACUAGCUUUGGAUCGGGAUUCAGGGACUUUCCGGUUUCUGGUGCGGAUUCUGAUCGUUGGGUUAGAGGAGGUACGGGAUCUUUUUCAAGCAAUGGGGAGCGAGAAAGGCCAAGACUCACCCUUGAUCCUCCAAAAAGAGAUUCAGGAUCCCAACCGGAGUCAGCUCGUAGCCGACCAAAUCCUUUUGGUACGGCAAGGCCAAGGGAGGAGGUUUUGGCUGAGAAGGGUAUGGAUUGGAGGAAAAUGGAAACAGAAAUCGAGGUUAAAAAAAAUGCCAGGCCAACGAGUUCUCAUUCCAGCAGGUCAUCCAGUGCGCAGUCUAGCAGGCCAGUUAGCCCGAUUUCUCAGAUGCCUGGCGAAGGAGGAGGUACGAAAUCUCGACCUAAGGUGAACCCCUUUGGGGAUGCAAAACCUCGCGAGAUACUUUUGGAAGAGAAGGGGAUGGAUUGGAGGAAGAUUGAUCUGGAGCUGGAACAUCGCAGGGUUGAGAGGUCUGUGACAGAUGAUGAAAAGAUUCUGGAAAAAGAGAUUGAUCAUUUAAAGAAAGAGCUUGCUAAGGAAACUGAUAAUAAAGUUGAUUCUGAUUCUGCACAUAUUUCUACUGAACAAACAAGGGCUUUGCAUGAGCUGAUAAGCCAAAAGGAGAAAGAGCGAGAUCAACUGGCUUGCAAGUUGGAUGACAAGGUUCGUUUUGGUCAGAAAGCCUCCAUUGAUGCCAGGCCUGGUUCUGGAUCGGGUAGAACAGCGUUCUCUUCAGAUAGGCUCCCUCCAUCUCAGUCUGGCAUCUCAGAGGAUUCAAAGAACAUUGAGUUUAUGGAGAGGCCACGAUCGCGAGGGAGUGAUUCAUGGAGCAGGCCCAUGGAUGACCGGCGGGGGUUCCAGCGGAGCAGGGAUUCAGGUUUUCUUGGAAGCAGAAACGUCGACAGGUCAAAAUCUCGGGAAAGAUGGUGAAGGAAGUCUCUACAUUGGAUCUAUUAUUUCUUUCUUCUGACAACCAGAAAGAGAAAACAUAAUAAUAUAGUAUUUUAAUAUCUAUCUCUUUUGUGCUCGAACAAAUUGUAGCUGCCAUUGUUAGCAGAAGCUUUUCUUUUUUCUUUUUUUUUUCUCAUCGUAUAAAUUUAAUUGCCACCUUUGAUGCGGUGUAAGAUUUAAAUUUUCCCGUAUCAAGGUUAAGCAUCAGUUGUUUACUUUGACUAAUUUUAUUGUACUAUAUAAUAUAAUAUCACCCUUUAUUCGCGGAAA
This is a messenger RNA of Dendrobium catenatum, 2090 nucleotides long. RefSeq names its product eukaryotic translation initiation factor 4B1. The record is from RefSeq and is a predicted model, not a curated record. The coding region runs from base 189 to 1799 and encodes 536 amino acids. The transcript is spliced from 3 exons. Lineage: Eukaryota; Viridiplantae; Streptophyta; Magnoliopsida; Asparagales; Orchidaceae. Gene Ontology annotation, molecular function: translation initiation factor activity; mRNA binding.